Messenger RNA from Maudiozyma barnettii, 3477 nucleotides. RefSeq names its product Zn(II)2Cys6 transcription factor. Gene Ontology annotation, molecular function: DNA-binding transcription factor activity, RNA polymerase II-specific; DNA binding; zinc ion binding. The record is from RefSeq and is a predicted model, not a curated record. NCBI's taxonomy places the organism in Eukaryota, Fungi, Ascomycota, Saccharomycetes, Saccharomycetales, Saccharomycetaceae. Bases 1 to 3477 code for a protein of 1158 amino acids. Gene Ontology annotation, biological process: DNA-templated transcription; regulation of DNA-templated transcription. The transcript has a single exon.
AUGGUAGCAAAGAAUAAUAUAGAGAAUAAGAAUACUACCACUACAACUGUUCCAAAGAGGAAAAAAGUUAGUAAAGCAUGCGAUAGUUGUAGACGUAGAAAGAUUAAAUGUACAGGUACUCAACCGUGUAUGAAUUGUCAAUUACAUCAAUGUACUUGUAUAUUUUCAAAUAACAGUAGUACUACUACUUCUACUACUUCUACUACUACUUCUACUACUACUAGUAAUAUGAUUAAGAAAAAAGGUGUUAGAUUACCAAGAAUUUCAACUAAAUUAGAUAAUCUGAAAAAUAAUAAUAAUACAGAAAGUACUGGUGAUAGUAGUAGUAGUACUACUACUACAAGUACUAGUACUACAUUUGAUAGAAAUGUUCCUCAUACAAGUUCUUUAUAUAAAGUUGAUUUAAAUGAUGAUAACAAUAAUAAUAAUGAUAAUGAUAAUGAUAAGAAAACUAAUCCUGAAUUAAAUGAAUUUGAAAAUGGUUUAUAUGAAGGUGAUAUUGAAGAUUUACCAAAAUAUAAUGAAUAUAAACAAACUAUUGAAAAAUUAACAUCGAUACCAAAUAAAAAUAAAAUGAUUGAAUCGAUGAUUAGUGAUUUAAAUGAUAAAAUUAAUGAUUUAAUCCUUAAUUGGCAACCAAAGAUUAAUUUAUUGAAACUACCAAAAUUAUUAAAAGUAUCAGAUCCAAUUGAUGCUUCAAAAUCGAUUGAAACUCAAUUAAUGAUUAAUAAAUAUAGAAAUAGAAUUCAUUUAAGUAGAUAUUCUCAUUGGUCAUUUAAUUCAAGAAAUGAGAAAUUUAAAAAAUCAACAAAGAGAGAAGAUUAUGAUAAAUGUGAUCAAGAAUCUCAUAUUUCUCCAAUAGGUAAAGAAGGUGGUUAUUUAAAUUCAGUACCAUUAAUUGAUGAAAUCUUUGGACUCUAUCAUCCUUGUGAAGCUUUAUCUUUAAGAGGUAUUGCUUAUUUAACUCAAAAAUAUAGUGUAUUAAGACCAAAAGGGAAAGGGAAAAGUCAGAUUAUUAGAGCUAAUGUAUUUCUUUUAUUAAGAUUUUUUGAUUUAUGUUGGUUACAUAUGAAUGAAGAUAGAAUUUCAAUGGCAAAUCCUUUAGAAAGUUAUUUACAAAGAACUAAAGGUAUAUCAUCAACAGGUUUCCCUUCUGCAACAUCACCACAAAAUUCUAUUACAUCUUCUUCUACAAAUAAUAAUUAUAAUUAUAAUAAUGGUGCCACUGGUCAAUCAAAUAUUCCAACUCCUUCAACACCUGCUGUAUCAAAUACAAAUAAUAAAGAAAUGGUAUUAUCAAUAUUAAGAACUUUACCUUCUGGUUUCCUUGAACAUUUAACUCCUGAUAAUGUAACAAAAUUAUUAGAUAACAUUGAAGAUGAUCUUGGAAUGUUUAAAUUAUUAUUAGAAAUUUGUGGAAAUCAUAAAGAUAAAAUUGAAAGUUUCCUUAGAUGGAUUAGUCCACCAAAUAAAUCAAAUGUAAAUCCUCAAGAUUUAGAAAGAUGUAAUAAAUUAAUUGGUGUUCAUGAAUUAUUAUUAACAUUAUGUUAUUCUUAUUAUAAUACAACAAUGUAUUAUUUAGUUCAUAUGGAUUCAUUAGAUUACUUGGAAUUAUUAUUAGAUAUGUUAGAUUAUGAAGAUUGGGCAAAGGAAAUUUAUGGAUUUGAUAAAAUUUUAAAUGUUGCAAUUAAUUGUGCUUUAAAAGCUGGAUUUUCUCGUUGGGAAUAUUAUGUUGGAUUUGAUGAAGAAACUGCAGAAAGAAGAAGACGUGUUUGGUGGAGACUUUAUAUGUAUGAUAAAAAAGUUAUGAUGGAAGAUUCUUAUAUGUCAGGGAUUGAUGAUUCAAAGAUGAAUUGUUUAUUGCCAAAAGAAUUUAGAGAUAUGGGUUUUGUAGACCAUAAUGAUUUUAUUAAAAAAUUACAUUUAUUUUCAAGAACUUCAACUUUAGAUAAUUUACCAAUUGAUCAAUUAGUCUUUUAUGCAAGUUUAUCAACUUAUCAAGUGAUUAGUCAUUUUUAUUCUGAAGUACUUUAUAAUGAAAAAUAUACUUCAAUUAGAAAUACUGCAAAACCGAACGAAGUUAGAACAAGAUUAAUUGGAGAAUUAUUUGGAAGAAUGGGUCUCUUUGUAAUGAGAUUUGAUAAGAUUAAAGAACAAGUUGGUAGAUUAUUUGAAAUUGCGGAAAAUAUUAACGAACCUCAAUUCUCAAAUGUAUCUGAUAAAGAUAAACAAAAGGCUGUAGCAUUCGCAUUUGAAUAUACCGCAUUAUAUUGUUUAGUCACUAGAGUCUCAAUCAAUAUUGGAAUUCGUAUAUCAGUUCAUCCAAAACCUCCUUAUAUUAAAGAAAGGAUCAUGGCCCUAAGCAAAUCAGUAUAUGACAAAUGGGUAACCAUGAAUAAGACAUUGUUACAAUUAGAGACAUCAUAUGAUUUAUGGCGUGUCAUCGAACAUUAUACAUAUACAUUCUUGUUGAUGAUCACAUGGAUGUAUGACGAAUGUGCAUAUAUUGAACAUUCAGAUAUUAUAGAGGUAAUUAAUGUUUUUGAAAGAUUAUCUGAAUUGAAAGAUGUCUUCAUCUUGAGUAACAAUAGUGAUCGUCAAACUUUGAGGUUCUUUUCUUCUUUGUUUACUCUAUUUUGUAUCAUGACAAGAAUAUUGUUAACAGAAUAUGUUGGGUUGGAUCGUAUGAAUAGUGAUGAUAUCUCCAAAAUUUUUGCCAAAGAAGGUCCUCAUAUUGUGGAAUUGGUAAAGAUUAUCUUUGAUGGUAAUUCAUAUUGCUAUCAAUUGGUCCUGACACCAUUAGAGGAAUCCAUAUUCCAUACAUCUGUUAAGAAAAUGUUGAAAUCAGAUUAUGAUAUUAAAGUAGAAGAAACCCCUGCAGUACAUAAGUCAUAUAGAGGAAGCCCUACAGCAACAGGCUCAACAAGAGUGGAUAGUAAUGAAAUACCUAACAAACCUUUCUCUAGAUCGGUCAGUGAACAAGUAUUAGCUCAUCCAACUAUGUCAUUCGAUAGAAAUAGGAAUGAUAGUCAAAAUUUCCCAUCUACAAAUUCAGAAACAGGAACAAGAAAUUUAAUGAACCCAAUGGUAGCACAAAACGUCAUUGGUGUCCCCAUUCAGUCUCCGAGUGGUGGAGGCAUAAACCCUGGAAUGAUUCCUCCCUCUCGUAUAAAUCAAGGGUUUGUAUCUGGUCUGGGACCUGGUCCAAGUUCCGGGCCUGCCAUGCAAAAUAAAAUCAGUAAUUUGUUACAAACUGAAAUUAUGGAUAAUCCAUUACUGUCACAUACCCCACCAUUACCAUCUUUGAAUAACACAAAUAAUACAUUAUUGUAUCCACCUAAUCAACCGAAUGGUAAACGUCAAGAAUCUUCCCCACAAAUUGGUUACAUUGACAAACGUUUGUUCCAGCCGUUCGACCUGGGUAUCCUGGAGGACUUCUUCAGCUCAACCGAUUUUACCGAUUUAGGAUCUCUAUAG